Molecule: messenger RNA, 1500 nt
Organism: Peronospora belbahrii
Lineage: Eukaryota; Oomycota; Peronosporomycetes; Peronosporales; Peronosporaceae
Source: the annotation of a GenBank genome assembly
AUGCUCACUCGUCAGAUGAUUAGGCAGUUACGCACGUCAUCCUUUCUGGUCAGCCGUAGCUUUGCCGUGCUCACUGUUGACACGAUGAAUCCCAACAUUGUCAAGGCUGAAUACGCUGUGCGUGGUGCGCUAGUGCUGCGCUCGAAUGAUUACGCGGACCGAUUGGCCCGCGGAGACAAAUCACUUCCCUUUGAUAAGGUCAUUCCAUGCAACAUCGGCAACCCGCAAGUGCUCAAACAAGAGCCUAUUGAAUUUUAUCGUCAGGUGCUAGCGCUCGUCAAUGUACCGGGUCUCGUCGACAAGCCGGAGGCGCACAAGAUCUUUGCACCGGACGCGAUCGCUCGCGCCAAGCAUUACAUCGACAAUAUUGUGGGCGGUACAGGCGCGUAUGGACAUAGUAAGGGCUCGAAUGUCGUGCGUGAGGAAGUCGUGCGAUUCAUGGAGCGUCGUGAUGGCCAUCCCGCCGACCCGGAGGACAUUUACCUCACCGAUGGCGCGAGUCCUGCUGUCCAGAACUCGCUGCUGACUUUGAUACGCAACGAGAAUGACGCCAUCUUGGCCCCAAUCCCUCAGUACCCGCUAUAUUCGGCGGCCAUUGCCAUUAACAGUGGCUCUUUGGUGGGCUACUACUUGGAUGAGGAAAAUGUCUGGGGUCUUGACGUGAAGGAACUGACACGUGCUGUGAAGGAAGCUCGUGAUGCAGGCAGGAUCGUGCGUGCAAUGGCUGUGAUCAAUCCUGGCAAUCCCACGGGUCAGUGUCUGUCAGUGGAAAACAUUGAGAUGAUUAUCAAGUUUUGCAAGAAGGAGAACAUUUUGAUUCUAGCUGAUGAAGUCUAUCAGGAGAACGUAUAUGCUGAGGGCAAGAAGUUUUUGUCGUUUAAGAAAGUAUUGCGUGAUAUGGGCAAAGCUUAUGACGACGUGGAGCUCAUUUCGUUUCACUCGACAUCGAAGGGUUUCACGGGUGAGUGUGGUCGUCGUGGUGGCUACAUGGAGCUGGUGAAUAUUGAUAAGAGCGUCAAAGACCAGAUUUACAAGCUCAUGUCGGUAAACUUGUGCUCGAACAUAGAGGGUCAGCUAAUGGUGGGAAUGAUGACAAAUCCGCCACAGCCCGGCGAUGCGUCGUACGAGCGGUACACCGAGCAGCGUGAUGGUAUCCUUGGGUCGCUCAAGCGCCGUGCGAUGAAGCUUGUGAAGGCUUUCAACGAGCUAGAGGGAGUCACGUGCAACGAGACCGAGGGUGCGAUGUACACGUUCCCAAACAUCACGCUUCCGUCGAAGGCAAUUGAGGCCGCCAAGGAUGCAGGCAUGGCGCCUGACGCAUUCUACUGCACACAGAUGUUGGAUGAUACAGGAAUUGUGGUUGUGCCAGGCUCGGGUUUCGGCCAGAAGGAGGGUACGUGGCACUUUCGUUCAACGAUUUUGCCGCCAGAGGAGGCUAUAGACGAGGUGAUCGAAAAGACGUCCAAGUUCCACGUCAAGUUUAUGGACAAGUAUCGUUAG